Messenger RNA from Cryptotermes secundus, 2066 nucleotides. RefSeq lists its product as uncharacterized. The transcript has 2 exons. Lineage: Eukaryota; Metazoa; Arthropoda; Insecta; Blattodea; Kalotermitidae. The record is from RefSeq and is a predicted model, not a curated record. The coding region runs from base 164 to 1210 and encodes 348 amino acids.
AGCUGUAGGGGUCCGGAUGGCCAUAUCCUACGCCUAGAUUGUUUUUUAAUUAUUUUUAACAACAAAAAAGUCUCGGCGGAUGCGUAGGCAGCGAUUGGCAAACAGCAGCUUAGAAUUGUGUGAGGUGAAAUAGUCAGUGACUCUAAUAGCCGUAAGUCGUGUGAUGAUGAGUUUAAGCUCAAUUGAAACUGUUGCGGAAAAGUAUUUCCAUUCUUUGAAUCCUAUUGCUGAGAGAAUUUGUAUUGAUGUUGCGACUACAAGAGAUGCGUAUGAAAAUCUGUGGCAUACUUUAAGUUACAAGGACCAAAGUCAGGUUGUUGAUGAAACUAUUAUUCAUCCCGAAGCAGUUCUGAAGUACUCGUUCUAUCCUCGAGAUGAACCAGAAUUUAAAUACUACCCGUGUCUACAGCUUCAGACAGGAGACAAGUUGAUUACUGAUUACGAGGGUGGUAAGGGCUCGGAUUUGGCAUGGCGUGAUGAGCAUUCUGCACCAUUUACAUGGAUGACACAAAGCCAGUUGAAUCUCUGCGUUAUAGAUGAGGCUGAACCCGUGAGAAAAUAUCAGAAUACCACACCAAAUACUCCUGUAACAAAUCAACAGAAAACUUCCCCACAUAAAAAGAUUAAUGCUCAACAAACUAGUGUGUCAUUUAUUGAUCCACCAAAUGUUGUUUUGGGUGGAUCAUCUUCCAAAUUAGUCGGUGCAAUAAGCUCAAAACUAAAAUUUCCACCGAAGUCUGGAACUGGGGAAGAUAAUUUGUUAACAAAGAUAAAAAACAAGACAGCUGUAUUAAGAAUACAAAGUUCAAAAUCAACUGCGAUCAAAACAAAUGGAGACAAUUCUGUUAAUGGGCCUGAAAGAGAAAUUUUAGUUCAAUCAAAGUAUAGUUGCUCUGUAAUACCUAGCUCAAAGCUUCCUAAACCAGGAGGAGGAAAGUCUGUAAUAUCAAAACCCAAAACUCCCCCUCCUCCUCCACCUUGUAAGCAGAAACCUCUCAUUCCCAGUCCCCAAACUGAUUCUGAGGAAAGGGCUCUCUUACAAGAGAGUCCUGCAGAUGAGCUUGGUCAUCAGUCACAAAAAUGUGAUUAUGAUGUCACAUGUUCAGGUGGAAGUCUUGACAGCCUUGAUAAGUUUCAUGUUGAGUUAAAAAUUCCAUCCACAAGUGAUACAGUUCCAAAAACUGGAUUUGAUUUUCUUGAUAACUGGUAAUAUUCAGUUGUUUAGCCGGAGUAUUUUGUUAACUCCCAGUAAGGUUGUCUUUUUUAUGUGAGGAUUUGCAAGUUAUAUGGCUAAACUCGAGCAGGUCACAAAUGAACCCUAUUCAUGAAUGUGUGUCAGAAACUGAUAGCUUUUGGGCACUGCUGGCUCUACUAUUAUUUCAGUUGGCUUAUUGUAUUCAGUAUAUGAGACAGGACUUCUGGAUUGGACAGAAUCAGGGCUUAUCUUAUAAAUUAGGUGGAAAUAUUGGGCAGCUAGUUUUAUCAGAGACAGAGUCCAUGCCUUAAUUGACAGGUUAAAUAAGGUAAGUAUUGCUAGGCAGCUGGUAAUAUUUUUCACAAACAUAUCCAUGUGGCUAUACAUAGGGGAUAUAUUACAAAGCAUUAAUUUGGUGCAUCUAAAGACAGUUGCAGGAAACAUAAUUUUGUAGAUGUAGGCUGUGUAUACUGGUUUGGCAGCUAAUGGAACUGCUUUGGCAAGUGAAUAUUUCAUAUAAUAGUAAUUUGGACAGAAUCACUUUUAUCAUUUUGUUGCCAUAAGUGUCAACUAUAUAUUUUCUAUACCAAAGUAGAUUUAUGUGGUUUGAGUAAAAUGUGUUAAUGUAUAGGCUCUUUGCAGACUGAAUCUAUUUGUUUUGGUUAGUGUUUACUUGUUGCACAAUUGAGGAUAUUGAAGGUAACAAUUACUAUGAUGUACUUCUUCUAUGCAGUAUGAUCAUAUAUGAUCAUGGUUCUGAGAUAAUUAGGAAAAUUUGACUCUUGUAUUUGUAUAUUGAUACCAAAUAUAUUGUCUCCGAAAUGUGUGUUUUAAAUAAAAACAAGAUGAAUAAUGCCCAGAAACAUAAUAA